AUGUUUGCGCGUUUCCAGGCAAAGCUGUUCGGAUCGAAGGAGAUGAGACUAUUGAUGUUGGGUCUUGAUGCCGCCGGAAAGACAACAAUACUCUACAAGCUGAAGCUGAACCAAGGAGUCACCACCAUUCCUACCGUCGGAUUCAACGUCGAGACCGUCACAUACAAGAAUGUCAAGUUCAAUGUCUGGGACGUCGGUGGUCAGGACAAGAUCCGACCUCUUUGGCGCCAUUACUUCUCUGGUACACAGGGUCUCAUCUUCGUGAUCGACAGCAAUGACCGAGACCGCAUCGACGAAGCGCGGCAAGAACUGCAUCGGAUUAUCCAGGACCGUGAGAUGAAGGAUUCGCUGUUAUUGGUGUUUGCGAACAAGCAGGAUUUACCCGGAGCCAUGCCGCCGGCCGAGGUGACCGAGAAGCUUCAGCUUUCGAAACUCAAGGAUAGGGUGUGGUACGUGGUACCGAGUUGUGCCACUACGGGAGAGGGACUGUUUGAAGGCCUGGGUUGGCUAUCCACAAACGUCAAGACCGCGACUCCGGCGGCACGCAAGUAA
Molecule: messenger RNA, 552 nt
Organism: Tricharina praecox
Lineage: Eukaryota; Fungi; Ascomycota; Pezizomycetes; Pezizales; Pyronemataceae
Product: ADP-ribosylation factor family-domain-containing protein
Exons: 5
Coding region: 1-552 (183 amino acids)
Biological process (GO): vesicle-mediated transport; intracellular protein transport
Cellular component (GO): cytoplasm
Molecular function (GO): GTP binding; GTPase activity
Source: RefSeq, a predicted model, not a curated record